CAGAAGUGAUCAGAGCUGAGGAGCGACGUGGUCACUUCAAAAGAGAAGUUGUCGUCAUUUGGAAUUAUUUAUUUAUUAAGGAUACAAUACCUUUAUAUAAACUUUUACUAUAUAUAUUUAUAUACAAAUAGACACCAGUCUGUAUACACCUCGCUUGGAUAUAUGUUGACCUUAAAGUGGAAUUAAUACGAAUCUGUAAAACAGAGCAGGAGGAAUGUAUCAUUUGCUUACGAGCCUAGUGUUUUUGAUAUCAUUGCUCCCUUUCUCACAAGGUAUAACCUGUACAGAGCCCGCUGGAUCGUGCUUAAAUGGUGGGAGAUGCGAAGAUGUUGGGAAAUGCAGGUGUAUUUCUGGAUAUGCUGGAGGGAGGUGCCAAUUUAAAGACCCCUGCAUGAGCUCCCCAUGUAACAAUGGGGGAACUUGUAACUUGAUUGAUCGUGGUAACAGCAUGGACUUUAAAUGUAACUGCAGACUUGGAUUUACUGAUCAGCUGUGCCUCACGCCAAUCAGCCAUGCGUGCCUGAACAAUCCCUGCAAAAAUGGUGGGACCUGUGAUCUCAUCUCUCUCAAUGAAUACAAAUGUCGUUGCCCACCAGGUUGGUCAGGUCAAGUUUGCCAUCAGCCUGACCCCUGUGCCUCUAAUCCAUGUGCCAAUGGUGGUCAGUGUAGCCCAUUUGAUGCUCACUACCGUUGCAAGUGUCCACCAGGUUUUCAUGGACAGUCAUGCGUACAAGAUGUCAAUGAAUGUGCGUUAAAUCCUCCGCAAUGUAAGAAUGGUGGUACCUGUCAUAAUAUGGUUGGCUCUUAUAAAUGCUCAUGUCCAGUGGAGUUCACCGGGAAAAACUGUGAAAUCCUUUAUGUGCCAUGCAGUCCUUCUCCUUGUCUUAAUGGGGGCACAUGUCGACAGACUGGGGAGACUACCUAUGACUGCACAUGUCUGCCAGGAUUUAUAGGUCAGAACUGUGAAACUAAUGUAGAUGACUGUCCAGAUAACAAGUGCCAGAAUGGAGGAACCUGUGUGGAUGGAAUUCACACCUACAACUGCCAGUGCCCACCAGAAUGGACAGGCCAGUACUGCACUGAGGAUGUUGAUGAAUGCCAGCUAAUGCCAAAUGCGUGCCAGAAUGGAGGUACUUGCCAUAAUACUCAUGGUGGCUAUAACUGCGUCUGUGUAAAUGGCUGGACAGGAGAUGACUGCAGUGAAAAUAUUGAUGAUUGUGCUAAUGCUGCUUGCCACAAUGGAGCCACUUGCCAUGACCGUGUUGCCUCUUUCUUUUGCCAGUGUCCACAUGGACGCACCGGCUUGCUGUGCCACCUGAAUGACGCAUGCAUUAGCAAUCCAUGCCGAAUGGGCUCCAAUUGUGAUACUAAUCCAGUUAACGGCAAGGCAAUUUGCACAUGUCCACCUGGCUAUACUGGCUCAGCCUGCAAUGUAGAUGUUGAUGAAUGUGCUCUAGGUGCCAAUCCAUGUGAGCAUUCAGGAAAAUGUAUCAACACCAAGGGUUCCUUUCAGUGCCAGUGUCUUCCAGGUUAUACUGGUCCCCGCUGUGAGCUGGAUGUUAAUGAGUGUAUGUCAAAUCCCUGCAUGAAUGAUGCUACCUGCUUGGAUCAGAUUGGUGGAUUCCAAUGUAUUUGCAUGUCAGGUUAUGCAGGAAUGUUUUGUGAAAACAAUGUAGAUGAGUGUGCCAGCAGCCCAUGUUUGAACAAUGGAAACUGUAUCGACAAGAUCAACGCACAUCACUGCGAGUGCCCCACAGGCUUCACAGGAACGUUGUGCCAGGUGGAUAUAGAUGAAUGUGCUAGUACUCCUUGCAAAAAUGGUGCCAAAUGCAUUGAUGGUUCUAAUAAGUAUACUUGCCAGUGCACUGAGGGUUUUACAGGCCCCCACUGUGAAAUUGACAUUGAUGAGUGCCAGCCAGAUCCUUGCCAUUAUGGAACAUGUAAGGAUGGCGUGGCAACCUUCACUUGCCUCUGCAAACCUGGUUAUGGGGGUCGCCGGUGUGAAACUGAAAUUAAUGAGUGUCAAAGCCAUCCUUGUCAGAAUGGAGGAACCUGUCAGGACAGAGUCAAUGCCUACUAUUGUAUAUGUCCUAAGGGUACAGCAGGACCUAACUGUGAAAUAAAUCUGGAUGAUUGUGAGAGCAAUCCCUGUGAUUAUGGAAAGUGUAUAGACAAAAUUAAUGGCUAUGAAUGUGCCUGUGAGCUGGGUUAUACAGGGUCUAUGUGUAACUUUAAUAUAAAUGAGUGUGCUUCCAAUCCCUGCCACAAUGGUGGUACUUGCAAAGAUGGCAUCAAUGGCUUCACCUGUGUGUGCCCAGAAGGGUAUCAUGACCCUACUUGUCUUUCAGAAGUGAAUGAAUGCAACAGUAACCCCUGCAUUCAUGGCAGUUGCCAGGAUGGAGUCAAUGGUUACAAAUGUGUUUGUGAUCCAGGCUGGAGUGGCACUAACUGUGACAUUAAUAACAAUGAAUGUGAUUCAAACCCUUGCAUGAAUGGAGGGACCUGCAAAGACAUGACAAGUGGAUACAUUUGUGCCUGUAGAGCAGGCUUCAGUGGUCCCAAUUGCCAGACAAACAUUAAUGAAUGUGCUUCAAAUCCUUGUCUUAACAAAGGCAAUUGCAUUGAUGAUGUAGCUGGAUAUAAAUGCAACUGCAUGCUUCCAUAUACUGGAGACAACUGUGAACUAGUGCUUGCUCCAUGUGUUUCAAACCCCUGCAAGAACGAUGGAAAAUGUAGGGAGUCUGAGGAUUAUGAGAGUUUCUCAUGUGAUUGUCCAGAAGGAUGGCAAGGGCAGACUUGUGAAAUCGACAUCAAUGAAUGUGUUGAAAAUCCCUGCCAAAACUCAGCCUCCUGCCAGAACACCAUUGGCAGCUACAAGUGUAACUGUAAGACAGGCUACUCUGGCCGCAACUGUGAAACGGAUAUUGAUGACUGCCAGCCAAAUCCUUGCAGUAAUGGUGGCUCAUGUUCAGAUGGCAUCAACACGUUUGUAUGUACCUGCCUUCUGGGAUUUCGUGGAUUGAAAUGUGAAGAGGAUAUCAAUGAAUGUGACAGCAAUCCUUGCAAAAAUGGAGCCAACUGCACUGACUGUGUGAACAGCUAUACUUGCACUUGCCCACCGGGCUUCAGUGGAAUACACUGUGAGAACAACACCCAAGACUGCACUGAAAGCUCUUGCUUCAAUGGAGGCACAUGUUUGGAUGGCAUCAAUACAUUUACCUGCUUAUGCCCACCUGGCUUCACAGGAAGCUACUGCCAACAUGAUAUCAAUGAAUGUGACUCAAAGCCUUGCCUAAAUGGUGGCACCUGUCAGGACAGUUAUGGCACAUACAAGUGUACCUGCCCUCAUGGAUACACAGGAAUAAACUGCCAGAAUCUUGUACGUUGGUGUGACUCCUCCCCAUGCAAGAACGGAGGCACAUGUUGGCAGACAAACACUUCCUAUAGCUGCCAAUGCAAAAGUGGCUGGACUGGACUCUAUUGUGAUGUUCCAAGCGUCUCCUGUGAGGUAGCAGCCCGUCAACAAGGCACAGAUUUGGCACACUUAUGCAGAAAUUCAGGCCUUUGUGUGAAUGCAGGAAAUACUCAUUACUGCCAGUGUCAAGCUGGUUAUACAGGCAGUUACUGUGAGGCCCAAGUAGAUGAGUGCAUCCCCAAUCCCUGUCAGAAUGGUGCCACCUGUACUGACUACUUGGGAGGUUACUCCUGUGAGUGUGUACCAGGAUAUCAGGGAAUGAACUGUUCAGAUGAAAUCAAUGAGUGCCUUUCACAGCCUUGCCAGAAUGGUGGGACUUGCAUAGAUCUGAUCAACACUUACAAGUGUUCAUGUCCUCGAGGAACACAAGGUGUACAUUGUGAAAUUAAUGUUGAUGACUGCAAUCCUUCUGUGGAUCCCAUCACGCAAGAACCAAAGUGUUUUAAUGGUGGAAAAUGUGUCGACAAGGUUGGUGGAUACCAAUGUAUCUGUCAGGCUGGAUUUGUGGGAGAGCGCUGUGAAGGUGAUGUCAAUGAAUGCUUGUCAAAUCCAUGUGACCCAAGAGGCACUCAGAACUGCAUACAGCUAAUAAACAGCUAUCGGUGUGAGUGCCGCACUGGUUAUACUGGAAGGCGUUGUGAUGCAGUUUUUGAUGGCUGCAAGGGAAAGCCGUGCCAAAAUGGAGGGACAUGUGCAGUGGCCAGUAACACACCUCAUGGAUUCAUCUGUAGAUGCCUUCCAGGCUUUGAAGGGUCUGCAUGUGAAUAUGAUUCCCGAUUCUGUGGAAGUCUUCAGUGUCGAAAUGGAGGAACCUGUAUGUUGGUUUCAAAAAGUCCUAAGUGUUUGUGCCCAGCAGCCUUUACUGGCACUGAAUGCCAGUAUCCAGUCAAUAGUCCCUGCAACUCUAACCCAUGUUACAAUGGAGGAACUUGCAAGCCUUCUGCAGAAUCUCCUUUCUACCAGUGUGAGUGUCCCACCAAAUUCAAUGGAAUCUCUUGCCACAUACUGGACCACACUUUCACAGGUGGAAUAGGUCAAAAUAUCACACCACCUCCUGAGAUCACAGAGCGAUGUGAGAACCUAGAAUGUGAGAACCGCAAGAACAACAAGAUUUGUGAUAGCCUGUGCAACAACCAUGCAUGUGGCUGGGAUGGGGGUGACUGUUCCCUUAAUUUCAAUGAUCCAUGGAAGAACUGCACUCAGUCCCUGCAGUGCUGGCGCUACUUCAAUGAUGGAAAAUGUGACACACAAUGCAACAACCCUGGCUGUCUCUAUGAUGGCUUUGAUUGUCAAAAUGUGGAUGGGCAGUGCAACCCUUUAUACGAUCAAUACUGUAAAGAUCACUAUGCUGAUGGACACUGUGAUCAAGGUUGCAAUAAUCCAGAGUGUGAAUGGGAUGGCCUUGACUGUGCCAAUAUGCCAGAAAAAUUGGCAGAAGGCCGGCUAGUGCUAGUGGUGCACAUCUUACCUGAACAGCUGAAGAACAAUUCGUUUGGCUUCCUCAGAGAGCUCAGUAGGGUACUUCACACCAAUGUUGUCUUCCGCAAAGAUGAGAAAAGCGAGUACAUGAUAUACCCAUACUACGGCAGUGAACAGGAGCUCAAAAAACAUAAUAUCAAGAGAUCAACAGGCAGCUGGAGUGACUUCUCCAGUAAUGUCUUUACCAAGAUGAAGACAUCUAUGUACUCAGCUAUAAACUCCAGAAAACGUAGAGAGCUGGAUGCCAUGCAAAUUAAAGGCUCUGUUGUACAUUUGGAGAUUGACAACCGACAGUGUUACCAACAAUCAACAGAAUGUUUCCAGAGUGCAACAGAUGUGGCUGCUUUCCUUGGUGCUCUUGCCUCCAGUGGAAAUUUGAAUAUGCCUUAUGUUAAAUCUGUCACAAGUGAGACAGAUUUUAAGACGAAGACACCUGAGCUGUACCCUAUGUAUGUGGUGGUGGCAGCACUUGUGCUAUUAGCAUUUAUUGGCAUUGGGGUCUUAGUCUCCCGAAAACGCAGGAGAGAGCAUGGACAACUGUGGUUUCCCGAGGGCUUCAAAGUGACAGAACCAAGCAAGAAGCAGCGACGUGAGCCUGUUGGGGAGGACUCUGUUGGCUUAAAGCCGUUGAAAAACUCUCUGGACAUGUCCUUAAUGGAUGAUAAUCAAAAUGAAUGGGGUGAUGAGGAGCCAUCCGACACCAAACGAUUCCGGUUUGAAGAACAAGCAAUGUUAGACUUUGAUGAUCAAACAGAUCACAGGCAAUGGACACAACAACACUUAGACGCAGCUGAUCUUCGUGUGCCGUCCAUGGCUCCUACCCCACCACAGGGGGAAAUUGACAAUGACUGUAUGGAUGUGAAUGUUAGGGGACCAGAUGGCUUUACUCCACUCAUGAUAGCAUCAUGUAGUGGUGGAGGACUGGAGACUGGAAAUAGUGAGGAAGAAGAAGAUGCCUCUGCCAACGUCAUUUCAGAUUUCAUCUACCAAGGCGCAAAUCUUCACAACCAGACAGAUCGCACAGGAGAGACAGCACUACAUCUGGCAGCAAGAUAUGCCCGUUCUGAUGCAGCCAAGCGCCUCCUGGAAGCCAGUGCAGAUGCAAACAUCCAGGAUAACAUGGGGCGCACACCAUUGCAUGCUGCCGUGGCAGCUGAUGCUCAGGGAGUUUUUCAGAUUCUAAUAAGAAACCGAGCCACAGACUUGGAUGCUCGCAUGCAUGAUGGGACCACUCCACUGAUUCUGGCAGCUCGCCUUGCAGUGGAAGGCAUGGUGGAGGAGCUCAUUAACUGCCACGCAGAUGUUAAUGCGAUUGAUGACUUUGGCAAAUCUGCUCUGCAUUGGGCAGCAGCUGUGAACAAUGUGGAGGCUGCAGUUGUGCUGCUGAAGAACGGGGCCAAUAAGGAUAUGCAGAACAAUAAGGAGGAAACACCAUUGUUCCUUGCAGCUAGAGAAGGCAGCUAUGAGACAGCAAAAGUCUUGUUAGAUCACUUUGCCAACAGGGAAAUUACUGACCACAUGGACCGUCUGCCAAGGGACAUUGCCCAGGAACGUAUGCACCAUGAUAUUGUGCGAUUACUGGAUGAAUACAAUUUAGUCAGGAGCCCUCCACUGCACAAUGGGUCUAUUGGGGCAACGCUCUCACCGCCUCUUUGCUCCCCGAACAGUUACCUUGGGAACUUGAAACCUGCAGUUCAGAGCAAGAAAGCCAGAAAGCCAAGUGCCAAGGGAAUGAGCUGCAAUGGAAAAGAGGCCAAAGAUGUCAAAGCACGGAGGAAGAAGUCCCAAGACGGGAAGGGAAACCUGCUUGACAGUUCAGCUGUGCUCUCUCCAGUAGAUUCCCUUGAAUCUCCUCAUGGCUACUUGUCAGAUGUGGCAUCACCUCCAAUGAUGACAUCUCCUUUUCAACAGUCCCCUUCAAUACCCCUCAACCAUAUGCAGAGUAUAUCAGAUGCUCACAUUGGAGUAAACCACCUGGGUAUGACCGGAAAGCAAGAUAUUUCAAUAGGUGGUGCCAACAGAAUGCCAUUUGAGUCAGUACCACCUCGUCUGUCUCAUUUACCAGUGUCCAGUCCAAACAGCACAGUUCCACAGCACAAUGGCUCUAUGUCCUUCACCAUGAGUGGAGCUCCAGGUGUGAAUGGUCAGUGUGACUGGCUAUCCAGAAUACAGGCAACUAUGGGGCAAAACCAGUUUAAUCCAAUGAGAAAUACCAGUCAGGGCAGCAUUCAUCAGAGUAACCAGGCUCUUCAGCAUGGCAUGAUGACCACUUUGCAUAACGGAUUACCAACAACUACCCUUUCUCAGAUGAUGAGCUACCAGGGAAUGCAAAACACAAGGCUCACUAGUCAAACACACCUAAUCCAGGCUCAGCAAAUGCAGCAGGUGCAAAACCAGCAGAACCUCCAGCUCCAGCAGCAACAAACCAUGCACCCGCAACUGCAACACCAAAAUUCUAACAGUGCUACCAGCAGUCAUGCACUGAGCCAGAGCUUCAUUGGGGGUGACUUAAACCAGCCUGAUCUGCAGCUUUCAGGAAACACCUUGCCCAUUCACACUAUUCUGCCACAAGAGCCCCAGAUCUUGCCCUCCUCCAUUACCCAGCCAAUUGCAACCACCCAGUUUUUGACUCCCCCUUCACAGCACAGCUACUCUUCACCACUGGACAAUACUCCAAACCACCAGCUCCAAGUGCCAGAUCACCCCUUUCUGACCCCAUCCCCAGAAUCACCUGACCAAUGGUCUAGCUCUUCUCCACAUUCCAAUAUGUCAGACUGGUCAGAAGGCAUCUCCAGCCCUCCAACCAGUAUGCAGUCUCAAAUUUCCCACAUUCCAGAUCAAUUUAAGUGAAGCAGCUUGGCUUUGCUUAUCCUGAAAACACCGUGGCCCACAGUGGGCUGCUGGGAUUUUGUAUUUCUAUAUAUUAUAUAGAAGCACUCUUAAAAGACUGAAGGAUUUUUUAUAUAUCAAAAGAAGAGUAAUGUUCUGAUCAUUUUUGUAUUUAUUUAUGGGCUUCCAUGUGGCAUAAGAUCACUGCCUUGUUAUUUAUACUUUUAUUUGUUGUCUGUUUUUAUAAGAAGAAUAAUGACACUCCAAGAGUUGGACUAGAGUUUUUAUAUCCUUGGAGAAGAAAAGCAGAUGGGGCUUUUUUUCUUUUCAUUUUCUAUUGCUUUUGUAAAUAUGGAUGCUAAAACUGUCAUCUGAGUUGUGAACAAAGAUUCAUGAUCUAAUCACUGGUUUCUUUUUGAAUAUGCAAGUAAUGCCCCUUAUUUGGAAGUGUGGGGGAAAGCCACGUUUUUUAUCAGCAGAAGUCUUACUCAUAAGCUACAGUUUAGGACACCUGUCAUAAAUACUUGUUUAACAUGUCAGUAUUAUUUCUGUGCUUCUUUAACUUAACAAAAAUUAGGUAUUUUGUUACCUGAUCAAAUCAGGAUGUGUAAGCUGAAGUUCCAAGGUUGGUGAAUGCUUUUGACAAAAUUGUAUGAUGAUUUUGAAAUCUUUACUGUUGUUCAGCUCUAGGCCAGAAGAGCCAGCCCCCUAUCACUUAUUGGACUGUUUCAGUGGCCUAAAGCCAAGAAAGGAGUGUGUACAUAUAUACGUUUCCAAAAUUGUUUGGGCACCUGUGGCACUUCAUUUUAUAUUCAAGUUUAUUGUCGUGUAUGAUAAAUGGAUAGAAACUGUCCCUGGAUCUCCUGAUCCAAGUACCAGUGGUCCCAUACUGUUUACCAGAUGGAAGGAGUGAGAAAAGUGGCUUAGUGGGAUGGCUGAUGUGUUUAAUACAGUUUGCCUUUCUAAUACAAUGAAUAUUGUAUAUGUCCUGAACAGAAAGCAGGCUUUUGGUAUAUUCUAUGCUGUCUUCACCGCCCUCUACAGUGUUUUACAUUCUUCAGCCAAGCAGGGGCCAUACCAGAAUGUGAUGCACCAAUCUACUACACAUCUGUAAACGUUAGGAAGACCAAAUGGAGAAGUCUGAGAAAGUAGAGGCAUGGGCACGCCCUUUUGACAAGAACCAAGAUAUGAUGUGCCCACUUCACUUGAUCAGUAAUGGUCACUCCCAGGAAAUGUAAAGCUCACUGCCUCCACAGCAUCCCCUCCAGUCUAGAUGGGAGUGUAGUCUUAUAUACUGUAGCAGCUGGGACAGAAUGAAGGUGGAAACUUGGCUACCAUGAUGUAUGAAAAACUUGGAUACCACAAAAUUACUAUAUGUGAAUGUAGUUUAUACUUUCUGUAUGCUUCCAUGAAAGCCUUACACCCAUUAUUAUAUGCCACCUGAAGAGGCAAUAGGCCAUCGGAUCAUAAUAGCCAGGGGGUGGAUUUGUAUCUAUUACUACUGCAUCUUACUAAUAGACAGCAAUACUUUAUAUUUAAAAUACAGCAACAGUGGCAGGUAUAUCAGUGUGUACAUAUGAGUUUUUAUAACAAAUAAGCAGGAUUUUGUUUAAAAAAUCUGUUUUUAUUACAGAGUCUUAAACAUAUCUUUAAUGGGAGGUGUCACAAUUUUCAAAGAGAAAGUGGUUGACAUUAUGCGUAUAUAUUUUAUAGCAGCCAGAUUUAUAUGUGAUAUUUAUUUUAAAAAAAAAACUAUAUAUAUUAAUUAUUUUUAAACAUUAAGGGGUGCUCAUAGAUUGUGCUAUGUAAUUUUUUUUGUUGAAAAGUAGUAAACCAUGAAGGAAUUUGAAUCUGACAAGUUUUACAAGUUUAUCUAUCUGCCCUUACCUUGUGAGGACAAAUUCCUUGGUCCUCAAUAUUAUAAUUUAAUGUGUCUUUAAUUAUUUUUAUGUCCUAGCUAACUAGUUCAUCUCCAGUGUGCUCCUGUGAGUGUGCUAGUGUCUAGCAUGUCUUCAGCUCUAUUGAUGUUGAUAUGUGUUUUUAUUUAUUUUGUGGCAAUAUGAUUCAGAAAACCAUUUUUUAAAUGUUACCUCCUAAAAUUGUCCGUAUCAAUUAAAUUAAUUCAAAAGGUAACGAGACACUUUACAAGAUUUUUUCCACCAAUAGGAGUCUGCUAAUUCGAAUUUUCAAUGGCUGCAGUUUAUUUUGUUUGUGCCCUCACCGAGGUAAUUUUUAAAGUACAGUGACCGGCUCUUGGGCGCUUCUGUCUUUGUUCUAGAUGUGAUACGUAGCUAGAAAAUUAGUUGGGACUUUGAAUGUAAAUAUACAUUUUUAUUUUAACCUUCUAUGUAAAAUUGUCUUAAGUUGAAAAUAAGCUUAUUUAUUUUGAUAUAGAUUCACCUGCAUCUCAUGAGUGUUUUUAGAACAUUUUUUUAUCUUAAUUACUGUCCACAUCCUCUUGCAAUAUUGUGACACCCCUGUUAUUUCUGCUGAUAAGCAGAAUGGGCUCUUAACUGUUCUGUUUUAUAAACUAGCCUGUAGUUUACAAAGGAAAAAGAGUGAUCUUACCUGCAAAGUUCUAGUUUGCAAAAAAAAAAAAAAUACUUAAAAAAAAAAACUAUUUUCUGUUAACUGAUUUGUAAACAUUUGUUGCUAUAAUAAAUGAUGCUGUUCAGCAUUUGUUCUUUACUACAAUAUGAUUUGUUUAUUUUUCAAUCUUUUUUACCUAACAAAUAAAGUGUAGAUGGGCACAAAAAGAUAGCUGGCUGACAAAUCUCAACUAAGUGAGUAAAUUCAAGAUACGAUGUUUUAUUAUAAUUUUUAAAUACUUUUAACUAAAUGUUGUCAUGUUUCUCCCAUAAGGAGAUGAUCAGCUUUAUUAGCCAUGUGUCCAGAUCUGGAUUGAGAGAAAGUGUGUUGUUGUUGGCACUUGUUUUUAAUUUUUGGGAAAAUUGACACUCCAUUUUAAUCUCAAUUACAUUUUAGUCAAAAAUUCAA
This is a messenger RNA of Polypterus senegalus (gray bichir), 10780 nucleotides long. RefSeq names its product neurogenic locus notch homolog protein 1-like. NCBI's taxonomy places the organism in Eukaryota, Metazoa, Chordata, Cladistia, Polypteriformes, Polypteridae. The transcript has 34 exons. Gene Ontology annotation, cellular component: membrane. Gene Ontology annotation, molecular function: signaling receptor activity; Notch binding; calcium ion binding. Bases 215 to 7804 code for a protein of 2529 amino acids. Gene Ontology annotation, biological process: regulation of DNA-templated transcription; Notch signaling pathway; multicellular organism development. The record is from RefSeq and is a predicted model, not a curated record.